Molecule: messenger RNA, 2536 nt
Organism: Acanthochromis polyacanthus (spiny chromis)
Lineage: Eukaryota; Metazoa; Chordata; Actinopteri; Pomacentridae
Gene: c1qtnf13
Product: C1q and TNF related 13
Exons: 1
Coding region: 24-1043 (339 amino acids)
Molecular function (GO): protein binding
Source: RefSeq, a predicted model, not a curated record
CCUACCUGGCGUGUUUGUUCAUCAUGAUCAGCUGCUCUGGACCAGUUUCAGCCCUUCACGUCCCUCCGGCGACCACAGGCCUCCGCUCUGCUUUCUCUGCCACCCGAACCAGCAGCGUGGUGGGAGGCAAGCAGAAGGCAGUGACCUUCAACAAGCUCAUGGUCAACAUCGGGGGGGAUUUUAACCCAGACAGCGGCCACUUCCGCUGCCGUGUCCCGGGGGCUUAUUACUUCUCCUACUCUGUGGGGAAAUUUCCCAAGAAAAUGCUCUCAGUCAUCCUGGUGAAGAACGGAGAGGAGGUUCAAGCCAUCGCUUACGACGACUACCGCAAGAAAGGGAGGAAAGUUCAGAGCCAGAGUGUGAUGAUCAGUUUGAAGGAAAUGGACACUGUGUGGCUGCUUUUACAGCAGAGCCCCCAGUACGCUUUGUACAGCAACGCCGGGCCUUACAUCACCUUCUCCGGUUAUCUCGUCUAUCCUGACAUCCCCCCAACCAGCUACAUCAGCAACCACCUGUCCUCACCGGCCCUGUCCUACCCAAACUGUCCCCCUCAGGCUGAUGCCGGGGUCAGAGGUCAGACGAUGGAGCAGUCGGCCUUCUCCGUGGCCCGGACGUCUACGUUAAUGGGUCACAGCAGCAGGCAGCAGGACAAGCCGCCUCUGACCUUUGACGUGGAAUACGUCAACAUUGGAGGCCAUUUCAACAAAUCCUCGGGCCUGUUCACCUGCCACGUCCCAGGAGCGUACUUCUUUGCCUACACUGUGGGGAAACACCCUCGUAAGGCGGUCUCUGUGAAGCUGAUGACGGGGAAAGGCGAGGUGCAGGCGAUGGUGUUCGAUGAGGACACGUCAAAGAGGAGGGAGAUGCAGAGUCAGAGCUUGUUGCUAUCUCUCCGCAGGGGUCACAGAGUUUGGCUGUACAGCCAGCAGGAUGAGCGCUACGCUGUUUACAGCAACCAGGGGAGGUACACCACGUUUUCUGGCUUCCUGGUUUAUCCUGAUGCAGAGUCGCCUCCCAACAACCAGGACAGAACUCACCUAUAAAUGUCAUAACUCUCCUUAUCACUGGUUUUAAAUCUGUUAAAUCUGUUAAAUCUGUAGCUUAUUUCCAUGUGGAUUAAUGGGAAAGAAUCUUCACUCUGGGGUCAGUGUAGUAUAAGCGCUUUUUUUCUUUAUCUGUUAUUAAUAUUUUCUUUUCUUAGUAAAUAAUAAUUGUAAAUCCAAGGGUAUCUUUUGCUACUGAUGUACUCCACAAGAUGGUGCUGCAACACAAUGAUGGGCAUUAACCAGGAGGCAGGAUGGUUAGUGUUGUCCUUAAAGUGCAAUCAACUGCAAGAAAUCACACAAAAAAUGUGUGUUUAUAUAAUAACUUCUUUAUUAAGCAACAUUUUGGGGGGGUUCUUUUAUAUUUGAAGCUUUUUAAAAGUGGAUUAUUACAAUCACUAUUGCAUGGUAAGAAUAAAUGAAAAUGUAUAUUCUGUAAAGUUUAUUAAAAUGUACUUACUAUAAAAAAAGACCUGUGGACAUGUUAUGUAUGGAACUUUUAUUUUGUAGAUAGAUCUGUUGUAAUGUUUUGCAUGCAUUUAGGUAAAAAUGUAAUAAGCCAUUCACUUAAAUCUAUCAAAACAUGAUUAAUUCUUAGAAGUCAAAUGAAAACUCAGUAUCAGUUGAAUUUAUGUUAUAUGCACUAAAAUACAAAAUGAUGGGUCAUUACUGUAGAAGUUCUCACUAUGAUAAAUGCUUCUUUCUACACAAAAUAGCUCCUACAACCAUUAAUAAUCGAGGUAGUGUUGUUGCUGCAAGUAUUAAAGCUUCUUCUUCUGCUUCAUAGUUUUAUAUCAAAAACUGAAGAGCGUAACUUAUCACUAAAAGCAAGCAAGCAAGAAAGAAAGAAAGAAAGAAAGAAAGAAAGAAAGAAAGAUGGAUAAAGAUACUAAUGGAAGAACCAAACAUUCAACAUAAGGUCUGCAAUAAAAAAAAUUAAUAAAAGUUCUACAGCAAUGUUAAAUAUUCUUUAUUGUCUAUUACAAAUUGGCUAAAACAUGCAAAAACAUAGUUAUGGUCCUAUAAUUUGAGGUGCUUUUGUUUUUAGUUAACUGUGGGAAUAAACAAAGCAUAAAAAACAAAAUGAUUUUUGUGUGGUUUUGUCACAAAUUAUACAUUAGACCAUUAUACAGUAUAUCAUACACAUUAAAACAACUCUUAGAUAUAAAUAUUGGAACAUUUGGCAAUUUGAACUCUGAGUUUAUUGAGAUGAAGUUUAAAAAAUGGUGAUUUUAAUUUCCCGGAUGUACCAGAUGUUGUCUCUGAGUUCUAUGAAUAACUGUAUCCUCUUUGCAGGCUAACACGUACGAAAAAUGCUCCUAUGUAAACCUCUUAACUGAAAAGCUGAGAACACUGUCGUUUAUUGAGGGAGAAAUACCUUUUUUGUGUUCUACAUGUGGUGAGGUCUACACAGGAGAAGAUUAACAAAUAACAUACAAAUCUUUUUCACGAGCACCAUCUUGGCUUUGAAUACGUUCCAGUGUUUGUACUAG